AUGGCGCGGGCGGAGCCGCCCCCGCCCACAGGCGGUCCCGGCAGAGCGGCCGCCUCCCUGCGCGCCGCUGGGUGGAGCCGUGUCCCGGCCGGAGCGGGCGGGAACGGCGUCGGAGGUGGUGAAUGUGCCCCGGCUCUGCCGGGCUCGUCCCCGCCAAGGCCGGCCCGCGCCGGGGCGCGCUGGGCGCGCGGGCCCGAGCACAGCGCCCCCUCAGGCCGCUCGCCGCAGACGCAGCCGCAGCCGCGGCCCCGAGCCCAGGGACUGCUCAUCGACCGCUCCCUCUUCGAGCAGGAGCUGCUCAACUCGGGCGACGCCCACGGGGCGGGCACUGAGGGGGCGGGACCAGCCCCCGACUCCUUUCAGGCCACGCACUUCGGCAGCUUCGUGCGGCAGCUCAAUCUCUAUGGCUUCCGCAAAGUGCCGGGCUGGGUUGGCUCAGAUGAGCCGGGCGAUGCCGGGGGCUGGCUCCACUUCAGGAACCCCAACUUUCGUCGCGACCGCCCCGAUCUCCUGCUCCGCAUCAAGCGCCUGACCAGGGCCAACAGGCAGCGGCUGGCAGCGGGGCUGGAGGUGCGCAGCCGCCAGCCCAGCCGCUUCCAGCAGCUCCACACGGAGCGGGUGGUGCCCUCCUUCCCCGCCGGGCAGCCGCCCAGAGCCGUGCUCUCAUACCAAGACCUCGCUGCUGCCUCAUCUGAGGGUUUAGAGCUGCUUCCAGGCCCUUCCAGGCUAAGUGCAGGUGCUCAGGAGGCUGAUGUUUUCCUAAGAUCACCCAAGAAAGUCUUUGCCACAUCCGGACUUCUUGGGAUUUCAUCGCAGCAACCAGGCACAGGCAAAUUUCAAUUUAGCCAUGAGCUCAUCAUUCCACUGGUUCCCAUGGAGCUUAAAUGCCAACCUGAGCUCAUCAUUCCGCUGGUUCCUGUAGACCAUCGCAACCCUUCCAUGGCCUCUCCACAGAGGAGUAGCUGCACAUCUUCAGAGCAGCAGUUGCCAGCCUGCAGGCCAUCAGAUUUCCAGUCCAUGCUUUAA
Messenger RNA from Melospiza melodia melodia, 1026 nucleotides. RefSeq lists its product as uncharacterized. The transcript is spliced from 5 exons. The record is from RefSeq and is a predicted model, not a curated record. Gene Ontology annotation, biological process: regulation of DNA-templated transcription. NCBI's taxonomy places the organism in Eukaryota, Metazoa, Chordata, Aves, Passeriformes, Passerellidae. The coding region runs from base 1 to 1026 and encodes 341 amino acids. Gene Ontology annotation, molecular function: DNA-binding transcription factor activity; sequence-specific DNA binding.